GAACUGGUUGUGCAAUGCUGGAUUGAAAACCUCUCAAAUUGUGCUGGCUCGUGGAGAGGGGUGAGACCUGGGCAAAGAACGGUCGCUGUACGCAAUGGAAACCAUGUGUGAGCGCCACGUUCGACUGAAGCAACAGAUGCAGCAGUUUUACUUCAUUGGGUCUUUUACCAUGACAAUGGUCAACUGACUGGUCCAUCCCUGGAGCAGAUCACAUUGCAAUGGCUCUUCUAGCUGAAGGCAAAUCUGAACGACAGCUCGGCAGCUUCACCUGCACCUUGGAGAAAGUGGAAAACUGCACCAGGAAGGGGAUUUACUACCAACAAGCCAAACUGCUUCAACCCAACGAGGAUGCAUAUAGCAUCGCCCAACUCAAUGACAGAACCUUUGUUAUCGUCAAUGUUGGAGGCAAUAAGUAUCAGAUUCCAUGGACUACACUGGAUCAGAUCCCACUGACACGCCUGGGCAAGCUGAAAGCAUGCAGCAAUUAUGAGGAAAUCAUGAAUAUCUGUGACGAUUACGAUGUAAACCACAAUGAAUUUUUCUUUGACCGCAAUCCUUGUGCCUUCAGAACUAUCAUGACGUUCCUGACAGCUGGGAAACUCAGACUCCUCAGAGAAAUGUGUGCCCUCUCCUUUCAGGAGGAGCUAGUUUACUGGGGCAUUGAGGACGAAAACCUGGAAUGGUGUUGUCGCCGUAAACUCUACCAGAAGGUGGAGGAUUUUAAAGAGAUCAAGAGGGAUUUUGAAGUGCUCCUUACUGAAGAACCACAGGGUGCCUUUGAUGAUACGACCCGGCUGGGUUAUUGCAUGAAGAAGCUCAGGGACAUGGUGGAAGAUCCCGAUUCAGGAAUCCCAGGAAAGAUCUUCGCCUGCCUCUCAGUUCUAUUUGUGACAAUCACUACAGUAAGUCUCUGCGUCAGCACCAUGCCUGAUCUAAGGCAGGAAGAGGAAAGGGGUGAAUGCUCCCAGAAGUGUUACAACAUGUUUGUACUGGAGACUGUCUGCGUGGCCUGGUUUUCAUUCGAGUUCCUACUGCGGUUCAUCCAAGCGCAGAGCAAGUGUACAUUUCUGAGAACACCUCUGAAUAUCAUCGACAUAAUGGCCAUUUUGCCUUAUUAUAUCAGCCUGAUUAUUGAUGCCUUUUCGGUUGAGGAGAAGCCAAGCGGCUCUGGAAACCUGGAUUUGGAGAAAAUAGGCCUGGUCCUCCGGGUUCUGCGUGCCUUGAGGAUUUUGUACGUGAUGAGGUUGGUGCGCCAUUCUCUGGGGUUACAGACACUGGGACUCACAAUUCAACGGUGCACUCGGGAAUUUGGGCUCCUCGUGCUCUUCCUCUGUGUGGCUAUGGCGCUUUACUCACCCCUGGUGUUCUUAGCCGAGAGGGAGCUGGGUGCCAAACAUGAAUUUGCCAGCAUCCCCAGCAGCUACUGGUGGGCAGUGAUCUCGAUGACCACCGUAGGUUACGGGGACAUGGUCCCCCGCAGCAUACCUGGUCAAGUAGUGGCUUUGAGCAGUAUCCUGAGUGGCAUCCUCCUCAUGGCGUUCCCAGUUACCUCGAUCUUUCACACCUUCUCCCGCUCCUACUUGGAGCUGAAAGAUCAGCAACAACGCAUUUCAAACAGCAAGGCCCUGCUCAAGGGGGACAUAAAGUCCCCGAACAGUGACAGCUCUCAGGAAACGGACAUCUCCUUCCCAAUGAACUUUGAUAAAACAAGAGAGUUACGUACACAGGGGCCGGCAGACUGAGAAGAGCGUUACAUCAAAGACCUUCAUCUCUGUCCAGACUGGAAAUGACCAGCAUCUUCACGCAAAGUUGUUGAAACCGGUGUUUAUCUUCUCGUCUCUGUAUUUGGGAGUGACUUGUUAACAUGGUUGGAGCUGAUGCCCAACUUUGAAAAACACAUGGAAAAGCCAGACGGCAAACCUUCUGUAGCCUAUCACACUGCAUACUGCAUAUAUAGUGAGAAAAACAUUUGGCAUCUUAGUUUUGUACAGUGUCAGGUGGAAAAUCAAAUUAUGCGCAAGUGCUUAGCAGUUAAAAUUUCUCGCAUCGACUGUGAUAGUGCUGGCACAGUGCAUGGUCUGAUUCUACUUUCCUUUCAUUUGAGUUAGUGCAUUCUUUAACUGAUUUAGUUAACCAUUACAUUUACCAUCCGACGUGGUAACAUUUUGUUUGAUGAAGAAAUGAAUUUGCAUUCACAAUAUUAAAAUUUUCUUACUUACUGCAUCAACCUCCGUCCUCUACCUGAAAUAGUUUACUAAAGACCCACCAUGUUGGGGAUUUGACAUAAAAAUAUUUACUGAGUUUCAACAUUUAUUUAAAUCUGCUAAUUCAUAGCCUGGAUAAUUCGUUCUCUUAAAAUUGUGCAAAAUUCCAUUUAAAUCAAGUUUUAUGCAGUGAGAAAAUAUUUUGCAAUGUUAAAUGAAAGACUGCAGUCAUGCUCCAGAUGAUGCAAUGAAUUAGCAUAUCCAAGGAAACUGACAAUGCGGUUGCCGGAUUUAGGAACAGGGCUGUCAGUGUGGUGAAUUCAUUGAUAAUUUGGAUAUUUUGAUGAUCAGUGACUGGAACAUAAGGAAUCAGGAAUAUUGACCUUUUGCCAUUUACACAGAAGACGAGACUCAUCCUUUGAGUGGUUGCAUUGUUUGACUGGGAUCAUUGCUGACUUCUACUGUGAUUCCAUUUAGUUACCUGUGUUUAAGGUUGCAACAUAAAAACAAAUCUAAAGAUGAGCACGGGAUGUUCACAGAUCUAACCGAAACAGCUUUCUGAUUUCACUCCUACAUAGCCGGGUCUAAUUCCAGAACCCCCCAUUAGUCAAAACAGAUUUUUCUAUCUUGAAUGGCAUUAUCAUUUCAAACAUCAUGAUUCCAUUGCCACCCAACAUGCAUAUCCCAAGGGAAUACAUGCAAAGAUUAUGUAAUGCUGUUGGAAGGGAAAUUAAACAGAACUCCAGAUUGCUGCCUGCCUGUACCUCUGUAGCUUUGCUUCUCCAGUUCUGUAUUUUACCAUUGAUAACUCUUCCUGCUGCUGAUGUGAAUACAUAGGUACAUUUAUUGUCAACCCCUACUUCCAAUCAUUCACCAGUCAUCCCCAUCUGUUGUGGUACUGGCCAGUUAUGGUCUGGCAGUGUCACUUUUAUAACCUCCUGUAAAUAUAAUGAUUUUAAAUGCAACUUGAGUAUAAAAUUUAUUUUCCUCGUACAUUAUUGACACAGAAAGU
Messenger RNA from Mobula hypostoma (lesser devil ray), 3216 nucleotides. Its product is annotated as potassium voltage-gated channel subfamily G member 2-like. Gene Ontology annotation, biological process: protein homooligomerization; potassium ion transmembrane transport. The record is from RefSeq and is a predicted model, not a curated record. The transcript is spliced from 4 exons. Gene Ontology annotation, molecular function: voltage-gated potassium channel activity; protein binding. NCBI's taxonomy places the organism in Eukaryota, Metazoa, Chordata, Chondrichthyes, Myliobatiformes, Myliobatidae. Gene Ontology annotation, cellular component: membrane; voltage-gated potassium channel complex. Bases 219 to 1742 code for a protein of 507 amino acids.